AUGGGAAAGAUGUUUGGCAAGAAUCCGACCCACGCUCACCGAUUACUGCGAGAGAGGCUUCAACCGGGAAAUUGCCCGCAAAGGUAUAAAGGAUACCAAUCAGAAGGUAUGAUGGGUUUAGUGUAUCGCUCACUCCUCUCGUGUGUACUCAACGUCAUAGACGGCGACGCGACUAAAGACUGCAGAGAAGAGGGCAUAGAAGUGGCCAAACAAUAUCUCCAAAACUUCGCAAACAGAAUCUUGUGGGAAGACUAUAUACAUUGGAAAACACUGGCGGAUGUGAUGAUUGCCGUAUCCUUACUUACCUCUUUCGACAUGACCGCCGAUACCUAUGCGGCGACAACUGAGCCAUCAUUAGGUCUAUCGGACGGCUCCGUACACAUUGAAUGGCCCGACUAUCUCGUCAUUGCAUUAUAUUUUAUCAGCAUUUUGGGCGUAGGAUUCUGGUCUUCGAGAAAAAGUAAAGGCGAUUCAGUGGACGGUUACUUCUUGGCCAACAGGAGUAUGCAUUGGAUUCCCGUCGGUUUAGCCACUGUGGGCGCCUCCUUAUUCUCCAGUAAUGUGGGCAGCGGUUCGUUUGUAGGACUGGCCGGUUCUGGUGCCAGCUCUGGCCUAUCCAUCGCAGCCUUUGAAUUAAAUGCACUUUUCGUAUUGCUAGUGUUGGCUUACUUUUUUCUACCAGUUUAUAUUGCUUCCGGAGUGAGCACAAUGCCUGAAUAUCUAAGAAAACGAUUUGGUGGCCAACGGAUCCGUAUAUAUAUGUCAGUGUUGGCCCUAUUGCUCUACAUCUUCACCAAAAUAUCUGCUGAUCUCUACGCGGGAGCCCUUUUCAUCAAACAAUCAUUGGGUCUAAACAUGUAUGUGUCGGUUGUGAUACUACUGGCCAUAUCGGCCGUCUUCACUAUGGCUGGAGGUCUAACUACAGUUAUUUGGACGGACACUGUUCAAACAUUUCUUAUGGUUAUCGGCGCACUUGUGCUCACUAUAUUAAGUUUGAAUGAAGUGGGAAGAGAGUACAAUAAUCCGAGCGGUUAUAAUGAAUUAAUGGACAAUUUCAGGACUCGGGGUGAAUCCAAAAAUCCACACUAUAUUAUCAUUGAUAACAGCACUAACCAGUCGUGUAGUGCUAUUACACCCUAUUAUAGGAAUUUGUUGAGACCCUGGGAUGAUGUGGACCUUCCCUGGACAGGUAUGGUGUUUGGCAUUACCAUAUCGGCCGUAUGGUACUGGUGCUCUGACCAAGUUAUAGUGCAAAGAGCGCUGUCGGCCAGGAGUUACUCACACGCGAAGGCCGGCUGUACUCUGUGUUCAUUCAUUAAGAUUUCACCAUUUUAUCUGUUGGUUAUGCCGGGAAUGGCCGCCCGAGCGCUGUGGCCG
Messenger RNA from Medioppia subpectinata, 1377 nucleotides. The record is from the annotation of a GenBank genome assembly. NCBI's taxonomy places the organism in Eukaryota, Metazoa, Arthropoda, Arachnida, Sarcoptiformes, Oppiidae.